CUCUAACUCAGUGUGGAGUGAGCACACAACCAAACGCAGCCCACUUCUGGGUUCCCUUCUGUAAGCCAGCUGGUCUGGCUUAACAACUUUGCUUCCACUUUUUUUUUUAAUCCUGACUUGUUUGAUACAAGGGAUUGACUGAGCAAACCCACAGCUGGAGCUGGAGGGGAACCUUCCAGGUGAAGACAGAAAAAGCACUGGUGCUUGCUGAGCCGGGGGGCGCGUGCUCCAGGAGAAUCACUGAACCGCUGGACGGAGAGACAGACACGAGCGGGGAAAGUCACCGCGAGCCGGACGAGCUGAAGUUGGAGAUAUGCGGAACUGAGCGAGGAGUUGCGUUGGACGGUCCGGUUGUAGCUGAGCCGCACUUGAACGGGGUUUGUGUGGAACCGGAGGACCGCGCAAAGGCUCGGGAACCCGUGUCUCUGUCACAGACCAGCCCACCACAUGAGGACUGAUAGUACGGCUGUUACUUUUCCACAGCACCACUUGGAGCCAGCAGUUUGGAACUGAAAGGUGAACGAGUGAAGGAUUAACUCUAAGGACGUGAAAGUCAGCCAGACAAGAAGACAUUUGUGAAAACGAAGAAGAAGGGAAAAAACAGCAGCAAAGAUGGGGAGAAAAAAGAUUCAGAUAGCGCGGAUUAUGGAUGAACGGAACAGACACGUGACCUUUACCAAGCGCAAAUUUGGUCUGAUGAAGAAAGCAUACGAGCUGAGCGUGUUGUGUGACUGUGAGAUCGCCCUCAUCAUCUUCAACAGCACCAACAAGCUGUUUCAGUACGCCAGCACAGACAUGGACAAAGUCCUGCUCAAAUACACCGAAUACAACGAGCCCCAUGAGAGCAGGACCAACUCUGAUAUUGUGGAUACUCUGCGGAAGAAGGGCUUAAACGGCUGUGACAGCCCUGACAUCGAGGCUGACGACUCUGCAGGCCAGAGCCCAGAGUCAGACGACAAAUACCGCAAAAUUAACGAAGAUAUUGACCUGAUGAUCAACAGACAGAGAAUCUGUCAGGGUCUGCCUCCCUCCAACUAUGACAUGGGAGUGUCCAUCACCGGGAGUAACCCCAGUGGACUGCUGUACUCCCAUCCUGCCAUAGGAGGAGGUUUAGGGAACCACAACCUGCUGCCCAUCUCACACCCCUCUCUGCAGAGGAACAGCAUGUCCCCUCAGCGUCCAUCCAGUACAGGAAAUGCAGGACUGAUGGGCUCAGAGCUUCCAGGCAACGUGGUCUCCACUGUCGUAAAUGGCAGCUACAACAACCACUGCACUUCCCCAGGGCUUCUGUCUCCAGGAGGUGUCUCCAAAAACCUGCAGGAUAAGAGUCCACCUUCAAUGAGCAUGAGCCGUAAGCCUGACCUCCGAACACUGAUGCCCCCCUCCAACAAAUGCAACAACAUGCCAACUAUUUGUGAGGAUUUUGAUCAAAUGCUGAACCAGAGAAUAAAUCACUCUCAGACUGCCCAGACGCUCACUACUCCUGCUGUGUCCAUUGCUGCUCAGACUCUGCCUGGACAGGGAAUGGGCGGGUAUCCAUCCACACUUUCUUCAUCUUAUGGAACAGAGUUCUCCCUCGGCAGUGACCUCUCCUCCCUGUCUGGGUUUGGAGGUUCUGGACUUGGAUCGGUGACAGGAUGGCAGCAGCAGCAAAUACAGAACAUUCAACACUCUGCACUCGGACACAUGGGGAACUUGUGCCAGAACGCCAACCUGAACCUCCCCUCCGCCCACCAGAGCCUCCACAUCAAGUCUGAGCCGGCCUCCCCGCCCAGAGACCGGAACAUGGGCAUGGUCGGCACAGGACUGGGAGGCAUCACCACAGCUGGAUACUCAACCGGCGGCCGGGCUCCAAACGACCGCUCCCCUGGUGACAGCGCGUCCAGCUGCGGGAGCUCGUACGAAGGCAGCGAGGACCGUGAGGAUCACCACGGGAACGACAACUUCCUUCUGCGGCCUCUGUCCAGUCAGGAGGAGCGCAAUAGUCCAUCAGUAAAACGAAUGCGGCUAUCGGAAGGCUGGGCCACAUGAUGGAGUCUACAUCCAGAGGGGAAGAGGGGUUAUUAGUGAAGUUACCUUAUAGUGUUAUUAUUAAUAUUAUCAUAUUCUUGUAUUGCGUGGGUGUGCUAUAUGUGUAAUGGUAACAUGUAUGUGUUGGGGGCAGGGUAAGACAGUGUCAGUCUGUUUUAUAUGGAUACAGUGAUGUUCUGCUGUAUUGACAUGUACUGUAGCUAGACUUGUACACUAGAGGAAUGACUCCUGAGAUCUGGAUGUCAUUUAAGAUGAACAUCAGAGAGUUAGUAAAUGCAUAUGUAUUGCUUGUUUUGUGUUUGUUUGGGGGGAGGGGGGCAAGUAUAAAAAUAUAUAAAAUGCACAUUUUUGUGUGUGCAUACGUAUGCAAACUAACAAAUUAUAAGUGAUGAAAAUAUGUCUGGUACUCUGAAUGGUGAAGCUACUGGUGAGUUUGGUAACAUGUGGAUCAUAGGAGCCAUAAGAGCAGGCAUGCUGCUACACAUGCCGUGUUGCAGGUUCAACAUACUGUGCACCUAGAGCACAUUUCAAUAUGAAAGGACAGAAGGUCAUUUGAGGCAGAAAAACAGGCAGAGAGAGAGAAUGAGAGAAUGUGUAAGUAAGAGACAAAGAAGGCAAAGUAGCGAUAAUGGAAAGAUAAGACAGAGGCUGAGGACGUUUCAGUGUGAAUAGUAAGAAAGUCAUUUGCAACAGGUUGCAUAGAAACAAGCUUUGAACAAAACACAGAUUUCACUUGAUGUGAAAAUUCUUAUUAGAGUUAAGGAAUAAUUUUCAGAGCCAUAUUAGCAAACUGAGAUUAAUUGCUAAUGCAAUCCAGGCACAUACCCUGCAUUAUUUCGUAUCAAAAACCAAGGCGUUGCAACAUUGGAACUUAAAGUCCUGGUGCAGGUGUCAGAAUCUGAGAGACGUGUGAUAAUUUUUUUAUCACUCAUGACCUUGCUAUUCAGAGAAAGUUAGCAUGUGCUGAUAGCUUCGCAUGACUUAGCAGUUAGAGUGAGGAUUGCACUCCUGAAGCCAUAUUCAACCGGACAGUGAUGCUUUUGCUGCACAAAGUUUAUAUUGUUAUGUUUUUAAAAAGUUAUUCUUUCAUUAUUAUAUCAAAUUGAUAUUUUUGGAUGUCUGCAGCUCUAUUUAAUAAGAUUACAGUCAUAUAAGAGGUAAAGACAGGAAGCACAGGUGCACAUCAUUUUCUAUCAAACAUUCAGGGAAGUUAGGUCAGUUGUUAAGUUAGUUGAUGUGAAUGAGAUGUGAUAGUGCAACAUUUUGGGUCUGAUGAAAAAGUAAGGGGUGUAAAUGAUGAAUGUGAGGUUACAACAAGGGGACAUUUGCUUAGGGGAGUGUAAGGGUUUGAAGGGUAAAACCAUCUAGUUCAGGGGUCAUUUUGUCAUUAUGAGGUGCUGGCUGCUGAGUUUUUAACUCACUAGACAGACACUUGAUUAUGAGUCAGUCGUCUGCAUUAAACUUCACAGAUAAAUGAACGGACAGCCAGUUUUCUCCACUAACAAGAGCAAAAGGGUGAAUCCCAAAAUGUUGAACUAUUCCUUUGAACUGUUUGCCAGAUGGUGUCAUACCCAUAUUAUCGUACAGUGACAAUCUCUCAGAGCACAAAGGACAAGCUGCACUGUUGUCCCCCAGCACAACCUGCAUGCCAUGUGUUUUACUUAUAUGUGCUGUAACUAUCAUCAAUGUGUAAACAAAUCAACAUAAAUAUUUGUGCCUUGUUCCGCCACUGGGUCUGACACCAGCCUGACACAUCGAGAGGUUGAAUUAAAUAGACUGCUGAGUAAUAUUUUAAGUUUUUCUGUUUGUUUUUUUCUUUUUUUAAGACACAUGAGACGUGGCAGGGGGUUGUUCACAUUUGAAUAUUUUGGUUUAAGAACUGUAUAUUUGGAGCUCAGACCCUCGGCCACCGUCUGCUGUGUGUAGAGUAUGUACCCCUUUUAACAGAAGACGAAAUUCACUCAGUCCAGUCCCUGUAGCUGUUCUAGUGUGAAAGGCACUGCUGUGUAGCUGGUUGUGUAGCACAUGCAAAGUGAUGUGUGUUGAAAAGGGCAGAGCCAAGCUUUGUUUGCCUCUACUCCCUUUCUUAUUUGACCACAGUCAUCACCAAGUCAAUUGGAAUCCAGUCCAGAUUUCCUGCACCACACCCGGCUCAGCGUAACAAAGCUGAGUGAAGGAUUAAUGGGUAGGAGCUCAUCCUUAGGCUCCAGAUGAAGUAGUCUUUAUGUAGGUGGAGGCAGAGGAGAGCUCACACAAAGAAGGGUGGGGUGUAGACUAACCAAAGGUAUGUUACAGUUUGCUCACCACUGUGUGAGAUACCCUGGUAUUUGUGUGUUUUGUGUAAUUAGUAACUGCCUGGACUUACACUUGUACCUCAAUCGCCCCAAUGUACGUACAUAACCCCAAAUUAUUCUAUUAUUCUAUUUUAUUUAAUUUGUUUUUUUUUUAUUUGAAUUAUUUGGUGACAGUGAAUGUCGUCUGUACAUUAUACGCUAUGUACAUGUUAUAAUACAUGAUGCUCCGCUUUUGGGCUGUACGUCCCCUCUCUUUAGUGCUUCUAAUAACGAUGAGUAAAAAUAUUAUAAAAAGCGUUUGUUAGCGGCAUAAGCUGGCCUUUGUCGCCACUUGGAGACAAUGUUUCUCAGAAAAAAAAGUGCACCUUUGUUGUCACACUCAGAGAUCAUGUACAGCAAUUCCCUCACUCAGAUAUGUGGUAGUAUUUGUAUUUUGCAGAAAAAUAUACAGGCUCUGUUACAAAA
Sphaeramia orbicularis (orbiculate cardinalfish) is the source of this 4790-nucleotide messenger RNA. RefSeq names its product myocyte-specific enhancer factor 2C-like. Gene Ontology annotation, molecular function: protein dimerization activity; DNA-binding transcription factor activity, RNA polymerase II-specific; RNA polymerase II cis-regulatory region sequence-specific DNA binding. Bases 613 to 2031 code for a protein of 472 amino acids. Gene Ontology annotation, biological process: cell differentiation; positive regulation of transcription by RNA polymerase II. NCBI's taxonomy places the organism in Eukaryota, Metazoa, Chordata, Actinopteri, Kurtiformes, Apogonidae. The record is from RefSeq and is a predicted model, not a curated record. The transcript is spliced from 13 exons.